Messenger RNA from Gossypium arboreum, 915 nucleotides. RefSeq names its product zinc finger BED domain-containing protein RICESLEEPER 2-like. Lineage: Eukaryota; Viridiplantae; Streptophyta; Magnoliopsida; Malvales; Malvaceae. The record is from RefSeq and is a predicted model, not a curated record. Gene Ontology annotation, molecular function: protein dimerization activity; DNA binding. The transcript has a single exon. The coding region runs from base 1 to 915 and encodes 304 amino acids.
AUGUUGUGUCUUGAUGUUUGUACUAGGUGGAACUUGACCUACUUAAUGUUAGACACUGCUCAGAACUUUGAGAGAGCUUUUGAGAGAUUCGAGGAGAAAGACACAAACUUUAGGGCUGAACUUGAAAGGGGAGAGGGUCGACCUAGCGUGGAUGAUUGGGCUAAUGUUAGAGACUUGAGGGAUUUCUUGGAACACUUUUAUGAAGUCACUUUGCGUAUAUCUGGCACUUCAUAUGUCACAUCCAAUAAUUUUUUUGAUGAGCUUUCUGAAAUUGAUAUUCUUUUACGAGAUGCUCAGUUAAAUAGUAAUGUUGAUUUCAAUUUUAUGGCCAUCAAGAUGAAAGAGAAGUAUGAUAAUUAUUUGGGUGAUAUUGAUAAGAUGAAUUUGUUUAUGUUUGUUGCUUGUGUUUUAGAUCCUAGACAAAAACUAAAGUAUCCUGAAUUUGCACUUAGUGAGAUGAUGCAAAAAUUGAAGGAAUCUUUGUAUGAAUUUUUUGAUGAGUAUAAGCCUCCACUUCAUAGUACUUGUAGCCAAUUGAGUUUGCCAACACAUGUUUCUCUCGGUGAACCACAACAAAAAAUGAAAAGGAGAAUGCAAGCUUUGUACCAAAAGCGUGAGUUGGAAAUUUGUGGUGAGGAUAAAACAUCUAAGUUGGAUAAAUAUCUAGUUGAGGCUAAUGAGGAAUUUGUUGAAGAUUUUGAUAUUUUAUUGUGGUGGAAAGUGAAUAGCCCUAGAUUUCCCACUCUUUCAAAAAUGGCCAGAGAUGUGUUAGCUAUACCAGUUUUUACAGUUUCUUCAGAGUUUGCAUUUAGCACCGGGGGACGUAUGCUUGAUCAAUAUAAGAGUUCUUUAACUCUUAAAAUUGUACAAGCUCUUGUGUGUACUCAAGAUUGGAUUCGAAAAUCAUCAUCAUAA